GCCUUGUAUAAAUAGAAUCAACUGAGCUUGAUAUUACCGACUUUUCGACUCAAAAAACACAAAUGCCUAGGCCUUCUCCACCUCGAAAACAUCUUCUUUUAACAAUGACGGCGAAACAGAAAUUGGAGAAGCUUAAGAAGUAUGAUGCACUCUCAUGAUCUUCAUGGCGCUUUGCUAAUUCAAUCUAGGGUUCUGGGCUACACUAUUGUUCAUGUCAAAGUGGGAGAUGACCUCAAGGACUUCGCCAUUCAUAAAGACCUCAUCUGUCACUAUUCAAUUUAUUUUAAAGCUGCUUUCAACUCUGGGUUCGAGGAAUCUAUCACUGGUAUCAUGAAACUUCCGGAAACCAAGCCUAAAGCUUUCGAAUUAUUCUAUCAUUGGCUUUAUACCCAGGAUCUGGACUUACCGCUGUGGGAACCAACUGCGUUGACAGUGAAGGCAAAAUGCAAAAAUACUAAGUGCUGUCAUUGCAAUCUAUACAAGAUCGAUGAUGACAACGAUGCCAUCGACGAUAUCAGCGAUAGUGACGAUAGUGACAUCAUCAAUAACAUCGAUGAUAGCGAUGAUAGCGAUGAUAGCAAUGAUACCGAUGAUAGCGAUGAUAGCGAUGAUAGCGAUGAUAGCGAUGAUAGCAAUGAUAGCGAUGAUAGCGAUGAUAGCAACAACAACGAUAACGAUUAUUCCAAUGCUUUCUACGAUGAUUGCCCUGCAAUUGCCUUCUACAAAGGACAAAUCAAAACUAUUGUCAUGCUCUACGUCUUUGCCGAUAUGGCCCAAAUCCCUACUCUACAGAACAACUGCAUGAAGAAGCUCUACGAAACAACCAGAAGAGCAUCUUAUGUGCCUACCGAGGAGCUGGCGUAUAUAUGGGAGCAUACGCUUGAGACCAGCUUGCUUCGGAAAGCAAUGAUCGAUAUGUUGACGUGGGAGUGGAAUGCCAGGGAGUUCCCCUCUGAGAUCGAUACCAUACCAAAUGUCGUAAAAGAUGAGGUUCUCAUCUCAAUGAGUCGUUGUAUCCAAAGGAUAGGUCCGUUGCAUAAUGAUCUCAAUCCUCUCAAAAAUCUUACAAAUUAUUAUGUUAAGGUGGGAGAGGAAUCUACUUAGGCUCAUCAACUAUGUAUAGGAUAGCAUUCUACCCUAUGGUUUCUUGCCACAGAGUAUACUUACCAUCUAUUAGGAAGCACAGCGAUAUUUGUGGUCAGAGACAACACUGUUCUUGGUGGCUGUAGGCAAUCUUUAGCAUCUCAUAUGAUCGU
Messenger RNA from Sclerotinia trifoliorum, 1256 nucleotides. The record is from the annotation of a GenBank genome assembly. Lineage: Eukaryota; Fungi; Ascomycota; Leotiomycetes; Helotiales; Sclerotiniaceae.